Messenger RNA from Spirometra erinaceieuropaei, 8961 nucleotides. The record is from the annotation of a GenBank genome assembly. Lineage: Eukaryota; Metazoa; Platyhelminthes; Cestoda; Diphyllobothriidea; Diphyllobothriidae.
AUGCUCCACCGCAACAAAAUUAUUCACUGCGACCUGAAACCAGAAAACAUUCUGCUUAAACAGCAAGGUCGAAGCGGCAUUAAGGUUAUCGACUUUGGUUCCAGCUGCUUCGAAAAUCAAAGGAUUUAUACGUACAUUCAGUCUCGUUUUUAUCGAGCGCCGGAAGUAAUCUUGGGCUGCAAAUACGGUGUUUCCAUCGAUAUUUGGAGUUUUGGAUGCAUUUUGGCAGAGCUUCUCACAGGUAGGCUGCGUGUUUUUAUGCGCAAUUUUUUACCAUUGUAAAUUGCCACUCACUGUUUUCGUUCCUAACUUUUAGAAAUAGCUAACUUAAUUAGCAACACAUUUUCUGGCAGUUGUCUACUGAAAGUGAAAUAAUCAACCAAAUGCUCAAGUAUGAAAAACGAGAAAAAUAAAAUGACUAAACUAGUCUGGAUGCCAAAGAAUGAAGCAACAAAAUCUUCGUAAGAAAUAUUUGUAGAAUGUUUAUACUAUGACAUGGUUUCGUAGGCGUUUUCACUCCUAGAGAAUAGUUGGCAUCAUAUACAUAGGCGUUUAGCCGUGUUAACGAAACAGUUUAGUUGAGGUUAAAAGAACAUGAGUAAGAUUUUUUCCUUCAUGUGUUGGGUAUUAUUUCACCGUAAGUUCUGUAUCAGUUUUUCACAGAUGAGUUUUAUAUUUGAAAUCGACCAAAUUAAAAAAACGCUUACGCGAUUCCGGUUUUAAAGGCUUCGGACCAUGCCUAAGCAAACGUCAUAUUUUCCUGUCGAUAUCAAUUAGGGGGAAGAAAUUUUGGUGUUUAUUAUAAGUUUUCAUCAAGCAACUGAUUUAUUUCUUCACAACCAGAGCACAUUUAAGCACAGAAAACAACCAUCCCAAAUUUCCCUUCCUUCACCGUUCUAGAAUUCAGCUGUCGAUACCAUCGUAAUACUCCCCUAGCAGGGUCAUUGUCAAAACUAUUUCGUAAUCGUUAGACAUUGGUUCUGCUCCAGGAAAGUUGGCAUUAUGUAGAAAUCCCAAUCAAAGUGCUUGAAAGCGGUACGAAACGGUCUUGAGUAGGCGUCAGUCAACAGCGAUUGUUCCGACGCUCGGGCACUGCAUCAUGCACAUUUAAAAAUAUCCAGGGCUAACAGUAGCAUGUGUUCGAGUUUCGAGUUGCUAACCCGUGAACUGCCUGAUAGUCGUUACCUCGCAAACAUUGUCGGAAAGCGCACUACUUCUCACCUUGUGAGAGUUUACCCAGGCCUGAAAGCAUAGUAGUCAAGAACCAAAAGAGCCCACGCAAGCUUCCAGUAAACUCUAAGAUCUUCGGAGGUUAUAAAUGCAAGAAUUUUCAGUUUUGUCAAAAUAUUCGAAAUCCUGGGCAGCACCAGGAGAUUUGCAAAGCAUAUCUAGUCCCCGGUUUAUCAGCAACCUGUUCUUAAAAAAGUUUGCACUCACCAGGGCUUUUUGGAUAAAAGCCAAGUUUGUACACUUUGUCCUUUGGAAAAUUAAGGAAGUAUACUCACUGUAGAAGAAUGUAUUCAUGUACUAUCCAUUUUCAAAAAAUCGCUUUUUGCAACCGAUCCCACAAGUCUUUAUGUGUCGAAUAACCCGAACAAGCGCGGACCUCAUUUUCAUUCGUUUCAAAUAAUAUAGACUUAUUUUCACUGUCAUGUGAGACAGUCAAUCACUAAAGGAAAGAAGACUGUACAAUAGCCGAAACAGUCACUACAUUUUUCUGAGCUUUCGGGCACAUGCGGUUGAUUCUAUACGCAAGAGUUAAUUAGGAACACAGAAGUUCAGUGUAUUUUUUUAAUGAUUUAUUUUGAUUAGGUUAAGAUAACUAAAAGGAAAGUACUAAAUGCGCCCUUCCUGUGCUUAUUUAGACAUGAGUGCUUACAGUGCUUAUUCAAACGCCUUUCUACCUCGGCUAAAUCAAGAUACUAAAUAACACUACAAUGGCGUCUAAUAUUUUAUUCUGCAUGCUGAUGACACUGCAAAAAUAAAUGCUGCGUAAUCCAUUCCAUGGAGCAGCGAUAACGUACAUAACCGGGACCAGAAAAAGGUAACUGGUAAAGUUAACCUUACGGGAAUGGUGGUAAUAGGGGUUAUAUGGGUGGAACCUCAUAGAAGCGUACUGGAGACGCCUUGGAGGAAAGCCAUGCGAAGGAAGCCCCACGUCUGGCAGAGCGGUAUGGAUCCACGUGGACGUAGUAUAGUACCGCCUUUGGUUUGGACCGAACAGGGCGAACCAUAUUGCGGACAUAAAGGAGUAGGUCAUGUCGUAAUGUUUUUCGUUGGGUUACCAGGACAUCACGGCGACAUGGGCGGUGGGAAUAUGCAAAGUUAGACGCCUCGUGCAUUCUGCUAAAGAAUUACGUGUGGAGGGUGCAGAAAAGUGAGUCUAUACAGACAUUUUUGCAGCACCGCGUCAUCAAGACCGUUUAAUUUAAAGAAGGUCAUCCUGCCGGGGUUAGAGCCGUCGAAGAGUGUGAUUGAAUUGCGACAAAAACCCUACCGAACACCUCCUACGUAGGCAUCUGGAGUAGGCAGUUUUCGAUAGUAGUCCUACCUCUGUCAUUGUGUAUGAUCGAAUAUCAACCUUGCCUACAAAAAAGAUCGCACAUCUGUUAUAAACGUGCUAGACUUCGCUACUGGUUGCUGUUAAUGACCGAAUUGUGCGUAAAAUAGGACGGCACUCCAACGGACUUUAUAAUAAUAUUUGUAGAUGUUCCCGUUUGAUUUAUGCGAUAUUUAUGCCAGCGACCUGUUUGCACGAGUUGUCACCAGACUGAGGGGGUCGCUUAAAUUCUGCGUGACUGUUUGGCCGGAUAAUUCGCCGGUAACAAUCGGGAGAUGGCACCCAAAAAAAUCCGCCUAACCAAAGCAGCAUGUCUUACGGGACAGGUGGUAAUAGGAGUUUUAUGGGUGGUGGCUGGUCGAGAUGUACGAUACUAGUCGACGGAAAGCCUUAUUUGAACAGAUGAAUGAUCGAAGUUGGCCCGCUCUCCGUUCCGAUAUUUAAAAAUGGGUCACCAAAGGCAGUAUAGUGGUAACGGACGAGUGGAAGGCGUAUAAUCGUAUUCCCUUAGAAGGUUCUCUACAUUUCUCUGUGAACCACUCAAAGAACUUCAAGGACCCUACCACCGGACGGCACACCAAUGUCAUUGAAGCAUACUGGAGUAGACUGAAAAGGAAACUCCACGAGGGAGGCCCUGUAUGUGGUCGAGCUGCGUGGGCUCACAUAGACGAAGUACAGUACCGUCUUUGGUUUGGCCCCAAUGCCAUGUCUUUGACAGAUGCCUGGGAACUGUUCCUGCCCCAUGUUGUGCAGACGUAUCCUAUUUAAAAGUGAUUUUGUUUUGUAAUAAACUGCCAUAGUGCGAAUGUAUGCCGUAUAAUCAGGUGUACGUGUGUAACGAUGGGGGAGGUUGGGUAACGGCGACCAUCGUCCAUGUAACCUUCUGCGACGUUCGUUCGGCCAACCCAUGUUAGGCCGUCGGGGAAAGUCCAAUAAGUGCGUGAAAAUAGGCCUGCAGCCGCUGAUAUAGCCUGAAGGUGUUUGAGUGCACUGUUAAAGGUAUUAUUCCUAAGUAGCGGAUUUUUUGGGUGCUAUCUCCCGAUUUUUACCAAUUCGCCAAAGUACCCAUCAGAUGGAUGGAGUUCGAGGUCUUCUGUAGUCGAAACUACGAUUUAGUUGCUUAAGUCCGAUGAAGUUACACCUCUGCAAGAUGUGGUUAUGUAGCCCAAUCUGAUUGACACAAUACUGUUGGGGUUGGGGUUAGGGGUUAGAAUUAGGGGCUAGGGUUGGAGGUUAGGGUUGGUGUUAGGACAACUAUUUAUCAACCACUCAAAGUACAACCGCGCAUUCCCAAUAGUUUUUCUUUUGCAUACAACUACUUGACAUCGUCGCCUGCGCGUUUUCCGGCCCUAAAUGUAAAAACCCCUAUUACCACCGGUCCCGUAUUACAGGUGGCUGGGGUUUGCUUACCUCAGGUGGGGCCACAUAAUCACAUCUGACCGUUACCUCAUUCUGACCUCUUUGUGACCAGUGACAUUGCCAGACAUAGUUUGGUUGUCCGAUGUGCCCGUCAUUUUCGCCGGCACCCACAAUCCCCGAUGCAAAAAGAAGUAAGGUGGUCUUCGAGAUUAGUUGGUUAUAAAACUAUUAGCAAUAAGGACGGGGACGGAAAAUGUUAGUUGCUGACUUGUCCGAGUCAUUAACUGGUGCUACUCCGAUCCCGGGAUGCCUUGGUUAACUUGGACAUCCAAUUCGCAAGAAAAGAAAAGCAAUCAAUUGGGCUUUACUUUUUCACAUUCUUAUAGUCCGACGUACUCGAGAGUUUGCAGCCAGCUGUAAAUUUAUUAUUAGAGUCUGUGAUGAUACAGUUGAGGAACACUAUCAAAAACCCUAGCUUAUGACAGGAUAUGCUUAGUUUGGGAAAGAACGGUUGCAGACAGAGAAGGAAUGAGAGCCACAAAAAACCUUUGGACUCAUUUGUAAGUGACAUCCUUCUCAUGAGGACACUGCAGGGUUAGCUUACGGUAUGAACUAAGAGCCCUUAGGAAAACUCCAACCAAAGGAAGUAAAGGAAGCAAUAUUUUAUAUAUGUUUUCCAUACAUAUAUUUAAAUUUACAAAGGCCUCGAACAUCAAUGAGAAAAUUUCAUAUUAGUUAUGCAGUCCUUUUUGCCGAGUGUAAGUUUUGCAGGCAGCCGAAAAGAAGUUCGCUCAAAAGCCGUCAUCCUGGAGUAACUGAAUUGUCAUGGCAUUAUGCUGCAUGGUUGUUAAUAUUACAAUCCUACCCAAGUAAUCUUUUCGAGUCGAAAACGUAUUUCAGAAUUUCGGUUAACAUUUUACGAGUUAUCACACCAACUGUAUUAUAAAUACAUGUAGUAUAUGCUUCCAUAGGGAAGUAUGAAUUAUCCAACUUGUGCUCUAUAAGUCUCUAUUUUAAGACGAGUUGUGUAUUUUGCUAGGUCAUAUGAUUUGGCGAUCAAUUAAGGGAAGAUAGAAUGUUCGCAUAAAAGGUACGCACAUGAUCUGCAACACUUUUACAGAGCUAACCUUUCGAAUUCACGUCAAUGUUCUAUCUUAAAGCUAUCCCAGUUACAACUCCCAACCCUCUAGAGGAAUCUACUGUUCCCACCUCCUGAUUUUGCAGGCGAGUUUGUUAUAGUCAUAUCGGCUGUGCUAGUAGAUAUAAAGGACUGACCUUUUAAGUAUAAAAGUCUGAAUAUCUUAUUUGUUAGCUUCGAAAAAUCUCUAAUAUCUGUAGUUCUAGCUCACAGACCACACACAACAUUAAUACACCAAUAUAGGCAUCUUCAGUUUUGAAAGCGCCGCGUUUAGAGAUCCAGGUUCAUAAACCGAAAAUAAAAAAUAUCUCUAGAACAGGAUCACUGCCUGACUGACUUUUUGAGUAGUUAUAUCUACGAUGUAUUAUCGGAGCCAAUGAUAUAUACAAAAUAGAACUGAAUUUUUAUAUCUUUUUAAGUGGCCAACUUCGUACUUGCAGACUGUUCUUUUUGCGGCUAUGUCGCUUGCUGGCGGUCACUAGAUUGCAGAUAAAGUGCUACUGCAGACUUUCUGAGUGUUCAAUGGAGAGAAGGCUAGUUUUUUCCCUGCAAGUGAACUGACUGUAAAUUAAGCCUUGACAUAAUUUCCACUGCAUGUUCGGGACAGGUUUGUUCUCGUAGAUUACGAUAGAUGAAUUACCGUCAACCUCAGUGUUGUUCCUUGAUUAAGUCUCCUGACUGCUGCAGCCCGCCGGAGUAGCCAUGGCCUGUAGACCGAGAACACAGUUUGGCGUCGUGGAAUCCAAGCGACGAACGCGCAGGUCUUGGUUGCAAUCCCAACAGUUUAUAUGUUUCAUUUAUGAGGAUUUCAACUAAAUAGGUGAAUUGCGCGAAAACUUUACACAUUCCCAUAUGCAUAACUCUCAACAUGGUGGCUCUCAACCCGCAACACAUUCCGGAGAGACUGGAGACACCACUGACUUCCGAUUAGCAACUAUUUUAGGCCGAAGCUGUUCUGAGAAUAAGCAAUUCUCGCAGGGAGCGUGGAUCACAAAUGCCACUUUAUUAACCUUACGUAUAAACCCCUUCCUGCUCAUCAAGGUCUUAUUGUCAUUACAUUCGUGGAAAAAAGGACAUAAUGGCCAUGGCUGACUUAAUGAAAAACGGCUGGCAUUCACACGACGCUAACAGACAGUUAACUCGACGUGAACCAGACUAAUCAUCCGGUCGAAUAGUUACCCAAUAGGUUAAAGUAUUCCCCUCCCACGAUUUGAAUGAGCAGACAGAAAUUUGACACUAAAGCAGUCUUACCAACCGGUUUGCAUAAAUUGGGCAAAACAAUGAAGGCCUAUGAAAAUCAAUAAGAACAUAUCCGACCGCCUAGAAAGUCGUGUGACAUGCAAUCAUAUUUUUUCACACAGCAGGCACUGACAAUGGAUCACAGAUACAGCUAUUCUGAAAGGUAUCUAAAUAAUAAUGCGGUGCUAGUGUUACUGUUUUACUCCUUGGAUUCUUUUUGCCUUUUGAAUAUUAAGUAGACUCUAUGUAGUCCGCCAUUUGGUUUAGAUGUCUUUACAUGAGAUCGCUAAUGUAACUUAUCUGACCAUAUUGCAAACGGUGAAGUUAGGCGUUCGAUGUGCGAAAAUAAGGGUUCUGUAAAAAUAGCUUUUUACGUCGAAAGAUAAUCAUUUUCUUAUGAAUUAUUCAUCGACCCCAAGAAAAUCUCGUUAUUCUAAUAUUUUGCUGAUUCGGAUGAUUUUAACCAGUAAUUAUAAUGCCCAUGCUUAGUGUGCCUGUGCACCAGCAGCAUUUUGAAAUGGAAAGCAUCACAGUAACUAGUAAAUAAUUACACAAUUGUAUACUACGGGUUGCCUGCUGGCACUUUGUGAAUAUUACGCGGUUACUCCGCAGUUGCUGAUGGAUUUCAGCUCAAACAUUCAUAUAAACUUUCGGACUGUGCCUGAAAAGUUCUGUUUUGAGGAAUUUACUUUAAGUUCGCGCAUUAAUUUCUUCAGAAAUCAAACAAAGUAAAAUGGAAUGUGCAAUUUUGUUUAAAGGAAGUUAUAUCGGUUGUUUUUUUGGAACAUAUUUUAGUGUCGGGGACCAUUUGCGCACGUCUCCUGCAGUUACGCUUGUUUUGAUAAAAUGACCGCUGCCGACUGCCGUGGAUUUCUACUUUUGUGCAUCAUUGUGUAUAUGCUUAUAAAAUGUCUGCUUAAUUGGAUAUUUCACUUUGACCCACCUGUAAAAAACUCGAUGCCUCGGUGGGAUUCGAACCCACAACAGCAAUGGGAGGCUUUAACACAGCAAACGCUCUAACCAUCUGAGCUACGAAGCCCCACCGGACGAUGCGGGUUUAAUGACAUUAGGGUCAAGUUUAUCCUCCUAACCUACUGCAACGUCUGGAAUCCACCAAAUCUGAUACAGCAAGCUGACUGCCCAAGCGGGAUUUCCUAGGUAAUACAUCUAGAAUUCACCAGAUGAAUACCAGGCUCACGUAAUUCAGUGCCCUCGCUGUCGUGGGUGCGAAUUCCACUGAGGCACCGAUUUUUUCACAGGUGGGUCAAAGUGAAUUAGUUAAAAUCAGCCAAAACAUCUCUAACUGAAUAUUAACGACUGAAGUCUUACCGGCAAAGCUGCGUGAACUAUAUGUUAGACAUAUUAGUCGUUACUGUAUGACUGCUGCUUCUUGUUGGGGCAUAAUAAAUUCCGGGGUUUGGCAAGCAUUCUGCCGUAUAAGCAGCACAGCAUCCGUAAUCGUGACGGGUCUGCAAAGUCUGUCCUUGCUUUCUAUGCAAAUACAUUUAUGUGACUGUCUGAGACGAAAACUUUGUUUACUUCGUAUUGAUCUCUACACUUUUGCAUUGACCUAACUUUAAAUGCACAAAAAGCCAUUUUUUUCUUACAGGUGUUUAACUUGCGAAAAAAUAAAAGAUUAUUUUUCACUUAUUUGUUCCACUUUAUUGCACAAAACGAAAUUAAGGCGUACAUAUAAAAUGAUAAAAAAGCAAACCUCUGCUGAGUCGUUUCCUGUCCUUAUUGAUGCUCGCUAGAUUUUUCUCAACGUAAUCAAGAUGACUUUAAAAUAAGCCGCAAUUUUCUUUGUUUAGGUUCGCCACUGUUUCCAGGAGAAGACGAAUUAGAUCAGUUAGCCUGCAUCAUGGAAGUCCUAGGAAUGCCUCCACAGAAACUACUGGAUCAGAGUCGCCGCCUCAAACACUUUUUCUCGGCGACUCAUGGAUGUCCCCGGUAUUGUAUGGAGGUAGAUGAGAACGGCCGCGUCAUUUUGAGACCCGGAAAAACGAAGCGAGGCAAAAUUAGAAACAUUCCCGGCUCACGGAGUCUUGUGUCAGCCUUGAAAGGCUGUGAGGACCCCGUCUUUCUUGACUUCCUAAGCCGUUGCCUUCAGUGGCUCCCAGAAGAUCGUAUCACUCCAAGAGAGGCCUUUCGUCACGAAUGGCUACGUCGCCGACAGCCAAAACCCACAAUCACUGGCGCAGUGGCUGCUCUAACAACCCAGACGGCACCUUACUCCUGUGGAGAACAGAGGCAGAUCUUCUCUAUGCCUGCCGCCAACAGUACUUCCGUCUCUGUCAGUCAUGCUUCCUCACAGCGUGUACCACAUAAUACUGACUCAAUCCAGUUUGAGACAUGCAAGCCACAACAAACUUCUCCCCUUCACUCCCAAAAGGUGGAUCGGCAGCAUAAGCCGCACGCACAGACACUUGGACAAACGCGUCAUCUUCUCAACAGUCAGUGCCUUAGCACAACCUGCGAGAUGAACACGGUUAGUAACGGCAUCAACUCGGAGCAUCGCUGCCAACAGACAGCGGGCACGCCGACGCAUAAUACGACGGCCGUUAAUGCCACCAAUCAGGGUGUUCGGCACGACAAUUUUGACACUAGUCUUGGAGCCGGCGACAAAAUGCUCUACGAGAUAGCCAGCAAACCGCAGGCUAUUUAG